GGGGCGCUCAGGGCGGAGGGAAUCGCGGGGCUGGCGGCUGGGGUGCGGCCACUCGGCGGAGCUGAGCGGAGGGUAGCGGUUGGCAGCGGACGCGGCUAUGGCGGACAAGCAGGGAGCGAGAAUCGACCGCAGCCGGCGGGUCCCGGACACCUUCAGCGAAGAGACCAACACUGGCCUUGGUGUGUGUGGAUGGCUGCUAGUGAUCGUCUCAUUCUUCUUUGUCGUUAUUACCUUUCCAAUCUCAAUCUGGCUGUGCAUAAAGAUCAUAAAGGAAUAUGAGCGAGCCAUCAUCUUUAGACUUGGACGCAUUGGAAGGGGUGGAGCAAAAGGACCAGGUCUAUUCUUCAUCCUGCCCUGCACAGACAGCUUCAUCAAGGUGGAUAUGAGGACAAUCUCAUUUGAUAUACCUCCCCAGGAGAUCCUUACCAAGGACUCUGUGACAGUUAACGUGGAUGGAGUGGUUUAUUACAAAGUCCAGAAUGCCACCCUUGCUGUUGCAAAUAUCACAAAUGCUGACUCGGCCACCCGGCUCCUGGCACAAACCACCCUGAGGAAUGUUUUGGGGACCAAGAACCUCUCUCAGAUCCUGUCUGAUCGAGAAGAAAUUGCACACAGCAUGCAGGUCACACUCGAUGAGGCAACAGAUGAAUGGGGAAUUAAGGUGGAACGCGUGGAGAUUAAGGAUGUAAAGUUGCCAGUCCAGCUACAGAGAGCAAUGGCUGCUGAAGCAGAAGCUGCCCGGGAGGCAAGAGCCAAGGUAAUUGCGGCUGAGGGUGAAAUGAACGCCUCCAGGGCCCUGAAAGAAGCCUCUAUAGUUAUUUCAGAGUCCCCUGCUGCCCUUCAGCUUCGCUACCUGCAGACUCUGACCACCAUCGCUGCGGAGAAGAACUCCACCAUUGUCUUCCCCCUGCCCAUAGACCUGCUGCAGGGCAUCCUGGGUGCAAAACGCUAAACUUGUUGGGAUGUAGUGGGAAAGGGAUCUUCCCCAGCAGGUCUGGUCUGUGAAACCAAAUUAGCUGCUAAAGCUUAAAGCAAUGUUAGCAGAGGGGAUCUUUAAAGGGGCCUUUUUUGUGUGAUACUUGUGUAUGUGAGUGUGAGUGAUCAAAAUCUUCUGCAAUUUAUAUAAACAAACUCUGCUCUUAAUUUAAAUAUAGAUGCUUGUUUUAAUGUUCCUGUGGGUCACAAGCUUUUGUAAUCUACACACACAUCCCAUUUGCAAAUGGGAUGACCACUUUGUGUGAAGAGCUCACUUCUGGAAGGGCUGUGAGGUGAUCACACACCAGAGAAGUGAUUACCUCACAUCAGCCACACACACUCUCUGUGGUGGUGUUCCCCUUAGAGAAAAGGGUCCCUGGCGCUGGGUGUGGAGGGAAUGUAAGCUGGAAUCUCUUGGUAGCCACACAGACUGUUCCUUCAGUUCUGCCCAGUUGCUAAAGUAAAACAAUGUGUAUACUCGAUCUCUCUGAAAACCAGGUCAGUGGCGUCUUAAAAUGCAAUUUUCCCUCUUGCAAGAUGUAGCAGUUUGCCAGCACUGCUGAAAUUAAAUUUUCCACCCCUGCCUUGCUGUAACAGCGGAAAUGGUAUGCGCACACUGUAGUUAUGGAUACAAUGUUUGUAUACGCUAUCCAGUUGUCAUGGUUUGUGUGUCUGUCUGUAUUGAUUAAUGCCUUUUUUAAAGCAUUUAAAAUGUCUCUGGAUCUGCCUUUAUUUGUGCAUCUACUUUUUAAAGGAAUGUUCUUUUUAAAAAAAAAUUCUGUUUUGUUUGUAAAUAAGUAGCCUUUUUUGUCUUGAUUUUAAAUACGCUUGUAAACAAUUUGAAGUGUCGUAUGUUAGUCCCAAGACUUGCAUCUCUUGCAAACAAGGUAAUUUUAAAGUCUUGUACUUCCUUUUUAAUAAAAGAUCUAUACACAGCUUUUCUGUCUGUUAGAGGAAA
Mauremys reevesii (Reeves's turtle) is the source of this 1933-nucleotide messenger RNA. It is a transcript of the gene STOM, whose product is annotated as stomatin. Lineage: Eukaryota; Metazoa; Chordata; Testudines; Geoemydidae. Gene Ontology annotation, cellular component: plasma membrane. Bases 98 to 952 code for a protein of 284 amino acids. The record is from RefSeq and is a predicted model, not a curated record. The transcript has 7 exons.